GUGACAGGUGUUGGGCAUAUGCGGCUUGUCAAAUGAGUGAAGACAGAUUUGGGCAACGUUUAGGUUUGAUUGCGUGGGAGCUCAAUUGAUGGACGUCUGAGCAAAAUUUAGUUACAGUCGUUCCUGCGUACUAUCACAAAGCUUCGGGUAUCAACGUUAUAUCAACUUUCACGCCUACAGCCAUGUCUGACUGGUCGAGGUUGUCGAGCAUUGUUUUUUCGCAAGCAUCUGAUGCUCUGACAGAGGCCAAACAACGAGUUCAAGCCAUUUCUCAGAACGAUCUAGACCCACAGAACAUCGACUGGUCCAAAAUAUCGGGCAGUGUUCUCUCCCGUGCGUCAGAUGCUCUGACAGAGGCCAAACAACUGGUAAAUCAGGCGGCGUCCCAGAAUGAUAUAGACCUACAAAACGUUGACUGGUCCAGGUUAUCAGACAAGGUUGUAUCCCAUGCGUCUGAUGCUCUGACAGACGCCAAACAGCUGGCAAAUCAGGCCAUGUUACAAAAACAUGUAGACUUGACAAACAUCGACUGGUCCAAAGUAUCGGGCAACAUUCUCUCCCAUGCUUCUAGUGCUCUGACAGAGAUCGAUAACUGGUCAAUCAGUCAUUCAUAUGAAUCAGCUGGAGCGUUGUUGUUCAUAUCUGCGCUUACACAUCCUGCAAUAAUUCUGGCAUCAUUGCAGCUGAUGGGAUCAACUGCGGUGUUCAUGUGUUUUAUCCCGGUGCGGUUGACCACUUGGUAUUUUGGCUUCAGGAGUGGAGGAGUAGCAAAAGGUUCACUUGCAUCUCAAUAUCAGUCCAGCCACUAUGGUGGUCACGUACCACGAAGCUCUGGAUUCGCGAAACUUCAGUCAUAUGGGGCCACUAUGCCGACGGUCACCUCGACACUUGUCUCCUUAUUGUCAUAUGCUGGAGCUGUGAUUAUCUUGGGCCGGAAAUGGGGAUGGUGGCUACGAUGACGUAGUUCGGAUUGUUAUGUAUCGUGUAAUUAUAUUGCUGAG
This is a messenger RNA of Suillus clintonianus, 1001 nucleotides long. RefSeq lists its product as uncharacterized. Gene Ontology annotation, cellular component: membrane. NCBI's taxonomy places the organism in Eukaryota, Fungi, Basidiomycota, Agaricomycetes, Boletales, Suillaceae. The record is from RefSeq and is a predicted model, not a curated record. Bases 183 to 959 code for a protein of 258 amino acids. The transcript is spliced from 6 exons.